Salvelinus sp. IW2-2015 is the source of this 2188-nucleotide messenger RNA. RefSeq lists its product as uncharacterized. Lineage: Eukaryota; Metazoa; Chordata; Actinopteri; Salmoniformes; Salmonidae. The record is from RefSeq and is a predicted model, not a curated record. Gene Ontology annotation, molecular function: DNA binding.
AAUCCGGAUUACGUGGUUACGUAAUCAGACUACCGCAGUGUGCUUUGUCUGUUUCCACAAAUUGCUGUCUCGCUCUAAAUGCAACACAUUGUACGGAUAAAUUGUUAAAAAUGGAUACCAGUAUGGAUACCGAUACUCUUGCCACAUCGUUCCACGUCUGGCGAUAUCGACAACAUUUUAUUUUCAAAGAAGUAAAAGACAAGAAUAUAAUCGUUCAAUGUGUUCUAUGCAAACCCAAAAUCCGCAUGCUGUCUACCUCCAAGAACUCGACGUCAAAUCUGAAGAAACAUUUAGAGAGAAAGCAUCCCAGCAUGUAUCUAAAGUCCCCUAAAGUUGAGAUGAAUGGACCAAAUGGACCAACCACCUCAGACUCUCCUAAGGAGCCAAAGUACAAGAAAUCCAAGCUGGAAAACCUAGUCCAUCAAAUGACGUCACAGCCAAAAGUGAACGCCCUGGUCUUCAACUUCAUGGUGGAUGAUGUCCAAUCGCUGUCUGUCUUGGAACAGCCUGCGUUCAGGAAGCUGAUUGAAGGCUUAAGUGGAGGAAAGAUGUCCAUGACCCGAAAUACAUUUAUCAAUAGAAUUGAGAUGGCAUUCUCCAAAAUGAAGGAUAAACUAAAGGAAAAUCUGGACAGUGUACAAUCAGUGUGCACUACAGCAGAUAUCUGGACAGCCCACAACAGAAGCUACAUUGGGAUGACAUGUCAUUGGAUUGAGAAGAAUGAGCUGGAGAGGAAGUCUGCUGCACUUGCCUGUGCCAGAAUACGGGGCGCACACACAUUUGAUACAAUUGCAGCCAAGAUAAACGAGAUUCAUGUGGCCUACAAUAUUGAAAACAAACUUCAGGCUACUGUCACUGAUAAUGGCAGCAACUUSGUCAAAGUCUUUAAAGAGUUUUCAAAGGGGGACAAUGAAAAUGAUGAAGAUGACAAUGUUGAAUUUGAGGACGUGGGCACCAUUCUUGACGGAGCAGAUGAGGCCAUGCACCUCUUUCUGCUGCCGCACCAGAAAUGUGCAUCACACGCAUUGAAUCUGAUUGCCUCCCAUGACCUAGCGCAAGCUCUAUCACAGGGAGAAACUGCCCAAGUGUACUACAGCGCAAUGGCCAAGUGUUCUGUAGUAUGGAACAGGGUCCACCUAUCCCCAUUGACUAUAGCAGCAGUGGAGGACAUAGAGAAAAUGAAAUUGACUGCUCCUUGUGAGAGUCGCUGGAAUUCUGAAUACUGUGCAGUGGAAAAGAUGGUUUCUCUCCCUGAAACAAAACUAAUGGAUGUUUGUGACAGCCUGGGGGUCCCAAGACUGCUAUCUUACGAGAUAGCAUUUUUAAAAGAAUACAUAGAUGUCUUCAAGCCACUUGCUUUUGCACUGGACCUCUUCCAAGGAGAGCAAAAAUGUUUUCUUGGACUGGUCAUACCAACGGUACUCACAUUGAAGAAAAAGCUAUGUGAGAAGAAAACUCUUACACUCUAUCUCUUCGAUGUAAUCAACCCUGUUCUAGAAGCAAUAGAUUCCCGCUUCAAACAGCUGUUUGCUAGUCUGGAUGCAAAAAUGGCAACAGCGACUACUCCACAAUUUCGUUUGUGGUGGCUACCAGAAGCUGAGAGAGAAGACAUGCAUUUGAUGCUAGUAGCUGAGGCGACCCCAAUGGAGCUGACUGAUGGUGCACCAAUCGGCAGCGACGACAUGCAGUCAGAAGAUGAAUUCUUCAGUUUCGGACCUGGGACCGGCAACAGUGACACAGAAGAGGAAGUCCGGAGGUACCUAGAGGGAACCAGCAAAAAUCUCAGCUGCCUGAAAUACUUCCCAAGAGUGAGAAAGCUGUUCCUCAAAUUCAACACCAUCCUACCUUCAAGUGCUCCUGUGGAGCGCCUCUUCAGUCAUAACGGGAACAUUCUCACCCCCCAAAGGAAUGGUCUGACUGAUGAUCAGUUUGAGCAAGUUCUCCUUUUGCGUUACAACAGCAAAAUAUGCAUACAGGACAAAAUAUUCCCUGAAUGAAAAAGGAAUGUGAUUUUUCUCACAGAUUAUGUAUUAGAGGUGUAUUCUUUGUUGCGUUUGUUAAGCUGUUUAAAAGUAAUCAAAGGCUGUGCGUACUGAGGUUUAAACAGAGAUUUAUGUUUGAAAAAUGUUUGUCUGCGUGACAUAUUAUUAUACUGAACAAAAAUAUAAAUGCAACAUGUAAAGUGUUG